AUGAGCCUACGAGAACAUGCUCCGAGAAUCAGCAAAAAUUUCUUAAAUGUUUCAGGCACUCCUACUGUGACAAGUAUCUCUUCAACUGUUGCCGCGUCUACAUAUCCAGCAACGCCAGGUUGUAACAAACGGAUAAUUGGAUAUUAUUUUGCAACACAAACUUCUGUUAUCACAAGUGAUCAAGUUUCAAAUCUGACACAUGCAGUUUUUGCAUUUGUCAAUAUUACUUCAGAUGGACAAUUACAAAUUGACGGUGAUUUGGCGAAAAACAGAUUUACGAAUUUGAUAGAAAUAGCAAAACAGCAAACUCCACAAGUCAAAGUUAUGAUAUCAAUUGGUGGAAACGACAAUUCCAACAACUUCAAGCCGGUUUUAAGUAGUCCCGACAGAAAAAAAUUGUUCAUCAAUUCCACAGUAUCAUUCCUUCAAACUUAUGAUAUUGACGGUGUUUAA
Molecule: messenger RNA, 453 nt
Organism: Caenorhabditis elegans
Lineage: Eukaryota; Metazoa; Nematoda; Chromadorea; Rhabditida; Rhabditidae
Gene: R09D1.14
Product: GH18 domain-containing protein
Exons: 3
Coding region: 1-453 (150 amino acids)
Biological process (GO): carbohydrate metabolic process
Source: RefSeq, marked reviewed